CAUUGUUUUGGUUGUGAUGUUUUUUGCUGUUAGUGUAGCUAAUAACUGGGCUCUGAAUUUCAACAUACCCAUGCCUCUCCAUAUGAUUUUUAAAUCUGGUUCCUUGGUAACAAGUAUGUUUAUGGGAAGAUUCUUGCUCAAAAAAAAGUAUGCAUUCAUAAAAUAUUUUUCGGUUUUGAUGGUGUCUUGUGGCAUAUUUUUAGCAACUUGGGCAUCCUAUCGUAUAAAAGCUGAAACAAACAGUGAAAUUAAUACCCCAAAGAAUCAAUCUUUCAUUGGUAUUGCUUUAAUGUCAUUUGCACUAAUUCUUUCUGCUGGGUUAGGUAUAUACCAAGAAACUUUAUUUAAAAAGUAUGGAAAACAUCCAAAGGAAGCUCUUUUUUACUCUCAUGCCUUGCCUCUACCGGGGUUUUUGCUUUUAAUAGGAGACAUAUAUCCACAACUACAUUUAUUUUCCAAAUCUGGUAUAAUUGAGCUAUUUCUUUUUAACAUUCCAUUAUUGUGGCUUUAUCUAAUUGGUAAUGUUAUUACACAAUAUAUUUGUGUGAGAUCUGUGUUUACGAUAGCAGCUAAAUAUUCAUCUUUAACAGUAACAAUGAUAAUUACCUUCAGAAAAUUUGUUUCAUUAAUAUUUUCUAUUAUAUAUUUCCAAAAUCCAUUUACUAACCUUCAUUGGUUUGCUACAUUUCUUGUCUUUGCUGGUACAUUGCUUUUCACAGACUUGAAGAAUCUCAGAAGCCAAACAAAAAAGUUGGAAUAAGUUUGAAAUUUGAUAAAGCAUGUAUCAGUUGAUCUUGUUUCAUAAUAUUUAUUUUCAUCAUACAGGAAAGAAUUACUUUGAAAGAGUAUUCUGAUUGAAAAAAAGUAAUGUAAUUUAUCCUCCAUGCCAUAAUAGCCUAUAGUGUUCUUACUCUUCUGUCUUGACCAAUAUUGUAUUGUGUAAUUUUGUAGCAAUUUAUGAAUUUUUAAAAAAAUCAAUAAAAAUAUUUACA
Molecule: messenger RNA, 992 nt
Organism: Uloborus diversus
Lineage: Eukaryota; Metazoa; Arthropoda; Arachnida; Araneae; Uloboridae
Product: nucleotide sugar transporter SLC35B4-like
Exons: 8
Coding region: 17-760 (247 amino acids)
Biological process (GO): transmembrane transport
Cellular component (GO): Golgi membrane; endoplasmic reticulum membrane
Molecular function (GO): UDP-N-acetylglucosamine transmembrane transporter activity; UDP-xylose transmembrane transporter activity
Source: RefSeq, a predicted model, not a curated record